Scomber scombrus (Atlantic mackerel) is the source of this 1004-nucleotide messenger RNA. Its product is annotated as calcium homeostasis modulator protein 5. The coding region runs from base 1 to 933 and encodes 310 amino acids. The transcript is spliced from 2 exons. The record is from RefSeq and is a predicted model, not a curated record. Gene Ontology annotation, molecular function: monoatomic cation channel activity. Lineage: Eukaryota; Metazoa; Chordata; Actinopteri; Scombriformes; Scombridae.
AUGGAUAACUUCCAGACGGUCCUACGUUUCUUCAUGAACCAGAAAUCCACCAUUGGCUACAGUUUCAUGGCUCUCCUGACUAUAGGCGGGGAGCGAGUUUUUUCUGUGAUCUCCUUCCAGUGCCCCUGCAACCACGACCAGAAUUUUGCCUACGGGCUGACGUUCCUGCUGGGCCCCGCUGCUGUGCUGCUUGUCUUUGGCUUGUUCUUCAGCAGUAAGUUGUGGAGGCUCUACACUGGCUGCUGCCUCAAUCCAGUGAAGCUAUGUCCCCGUGGGAACUGCCUCUCCUGCCUCAGGGUGUUCAUGAGCAUCUUUUCCAAGGCGUGUGUGGCUCCCAUAAUGUGGCUCUGUGUGGCCCUACUCAACGGGACCUUUUAUGAGUGUGCUGUCAGUGGUCUCGAUGAUAACCUAGUGGUGGAUCUGUUCUGUAAAAACAAGACAGUUAAGUGCCAGCAGGAGUUGGCCCGGGUGCCCUGUGACAGGUCCAAACUUUCCAAUGAUGAGCGUAUGGAGCUCCUGCUGAUGCUCAGAGCCCAGUCACAGAUCCUGGGCUGGUGGAUCAUCAUCAUUGCUGCUACUGUUGGCCUCCUGGGUACCUGCUGUACAAACUGCCGCUCCAAAGUCAGCUUCCUGCAGCACACAUUCUGGAAAAACUAUAUGGAGAAAGAAAAGGAGUGCUUUGACACCUUUGCAGUGGAAUAUGCCACCAAACUGGCUGAGAGAAAUCUCCGGAGCUUCUUUGAGAAGAAGGACCCUGAACCAUUCCCUUUCCCCAACCACAGGGCAUGGGAGGAGAUCUCUGCAGUCUACACAUUCUCAAGAAGUGAGCAGUGUUACAGCACCCUGCAGCAGUAUGUAGAGAAGACAGACAGGGACUUGACAUGGGAGAAGAGACCUGUCGGGGACUCAGAGGUUGGAAUAGAGAUGAGCUAGAGGAGGAGGACCUGAUUUAUCUGCCAUGUCAUUAUUGAAUAAAACACAGACAUUCAAAGAAUAGACAGAGU